CUCGAGUUAAGAAUAACGCCCUUCUAUCAUGAGGUGAGGCCAUCGCACUUCCUGAACACCCAGGGCUGGCCCUCCUCUCCCAUAAUAUUCUCAAUAUGCAGUCUCUACGGUCUGCACGUUUUUUGCGUUCUUCACAACCACUUUCGAGGGUCCCUCGGCGAUGGAGCAAUUCUAUAUCGCAGCGCCCUGGAUCGGAUCGUGUCCGGUUUCCAGGGGCUAUCAAUAGCAAAUUCACUACCGAUAUGACCUUCAUCAACCCUACCGAAAUGUCCAAUAUCCCUACGUACCGAGUCAUGGACUCCGACGGAGUACUGGUCGACAAGUCGCGCAAGUCCAUCGAUGUGCCAAAGGAAGAGAUUCUGGCAUGGUACAAGAACAUGUUGACAGUCAGUGUCAUGGACGUCAUCAUGUUUGAAGCGCAACGGCAGGGUCGACUGAGCUUCUAUAUGGUAUCUGCCGGCGAAGAAGGGAUCAGUGUCGGAUCCGCCGCAGCCUUAACCCCAGACGACGUAGUAUUCGCCCAGUACCGCGAAGCAGGCGUCUUCCAGCAACGAGGCUUCACCCUGAAAAACUUCAUGAGCCAACUGUUUGCCAAUAGAUUCGACAACAGCAAGGGCCGUAACAUGCCAGUACAUUAUGGGUGCAACUAUCCCCGAACACACACAAUCUCCUCCCCGCUUGCAACCCAAAUACCCCAAGCAUCCGGUGCUGCCUACGCUCUCAAGUUACAAUCACUCCAGAACCCCGAUACCCCGGCGCGAAUCGUUGCCUGCUAUUUCGGCGAAGGAGCCGCCAGCGAAGGAGACUUCCAUGCGGGCUUGAAUAUAGCUGCGACGCGGUCCUGUCCCGUGGUGUUCAUCUGCCGCAACAAUGGAUAUGCGAUCUCCACCCCUACACUAGAACAAUACCGGGGCGACGGUAUCGCUAGCCGCGGUGUUGGCUACGGCAUUGACACCAUCCGGGUGGACGGCAACGACAUCUUCGCCGUCUACGAGGCAAUGCGUGAAGCUCGUCGUCUCGCCCUCCAAGGUGGCGGUAAACCCGUCCUAAUCGAAGCGAUGAGCUACCGUGUAUCACAUCACAGCACUAGUGAUGAUAGCUUUGCGUACCGGGCAAGGGUUGAAGUCGAGGACUGGAAACGGCGCGAUAACCCAAUUAUCCGGUUGCGGAAGUGGUUGGAAAAUGAAGGUCACUGGAGUGAAGAUCUAGAGCGGGAAACGCGCGAUAAGAUUCGAAAGGAGGUGCUCAGGGAGUUUGGGGAGGCAGAGCGGGAGAAGAAGCCCCCAUUGAGGGAAGCGUUUGAGGGGGUUUAUGACGAGUUGACAGAGGAGGCGGAGGCUCAGAUGAAGGAGCUGAAGAGGAUAUUGGAGACAUAUCCUGAGGAGUAUGAUUUGCAUCAGUUCCAGGAUGGCGUAAAUGGGUUACGAUAGAGCUGUCAUCAUAAUCGACGCUUUUUGUCUGCUUAAAUCAUGGAGAAGUUAAGUGGCUGGCUUUCUCUGAUGUUUAUAGCCGCACAACCUGUUUAGCAUAUAGAGAAACAUUUAUAAUGCCACUUCCAUGACAUUUUGUGAGACGAAUAUUUGCUCACCGAGACGUUCAGAUAUGGCAGCGCAAGGUAAAAUAGUGAGGAUGGUC
Aspergillus welwitschiae is the source of this 1635-nucleotide messenger RNA. Its product is annotated as thiamine pyrophosphate-dependent dehydrogenase E1 component subunit alpha. The transcript has 5 exons. NCBI's taxonomy places the organism in Eukaryota, Fungi, Ascomycota, Eurotiomycetes, Eurotiales, Aspergillaceae. The coding region runs from base 96 to 1430 and encodes 444 amino acids. The record is from RefSeq and is a predicted model, not a curated record. Gene Ontology annotation, biological process: branched-chain amino acid catabolic process. Gene Ontology annotation, molecular function: oxidoreductase activity, acting on the aldehyde or oxo group of donors, disulfide as acceptor.